CCCUUUGCCACCAUACCCGAAGUGUCACACAACCAGAUCAUCCCGUCCGCUUCUUUGCCACCGACCUUCUCUUGUCUUCCAGGCCAGACAGCGAACAACACGUAUCUUUGGCAGAAAGGAAAGAGCGCCAUUGUAGGCCCUAUUCAACAUGUCUCAAUUGCCCCAGCUGCCAUUCGAGUGCAUCCAAUGCAUCGUCUCCAAACUCGACGGCGACAUCUUCACGCUCUUCAAGCUCCUGACCGUUCACAGCUCCUUCUUCAGAGCUACUCUCCCCGUACUCUAUCGCGACCCUUAUAGAGCAUUGCAUAACCAAGUACGACAGCAUGCCUUGAUGCGCAACCGCUCCUGGCCAGCCUUCUCAUCUUCACUGCGAGCCAAGCAGCUGCUUUACUUGCUCAUCCUAUCCUGCCGUAGAGCAGAUGAUCUUGCGCCCUUCCUCACACCGGACUGGUGUGAUCCGAUCUCGCCCCUCGUCUCGGUUCGACCGCUCAUGGCGGUUUACAUCGAUCAUCUUGGAGAUUUGCUUCACGAUGGAUGGAUAAACACACUUAAGCUCUUGGCACCUGAACUCGACACUACUAUGGAGCUUAUCCUCAUUCGCCAGUUUCGACUCCUGUUCUUGGAUCAUCAGAAGGAGCGUGUUCGAGACCUCUCUAUCCCCGUCACCCAUUUGGAGCCUUAUAUGGCUCUUGUUCCUCACCUGAAGAACCUGGAGCGGAUCCGAUUUUACGAAGAUGAACUGGACGGUACUCAGGACCAAGACACGGACUGGAACCAAGCUCAAAAUCUCGACCCUGAAGAGGCGCACGAGAAUCACGAGAACAACACUCCAGAUGCUAACAAUCCUAUUCCAGAUGCAGAGGCGGCAGAGGAGAACCCAGAUGCGACAGCGGAGGGUAAUCCAGAUACCAGCAACCCAGAAUCAGAUGCCGAGGUUGCAGAAAAUAAUGCAGAUACCAACAACGCCGCGCCAAACGCAGUUAUAGAGGAGGAAGCCCCAUAUGCGACACUGCAGGAUAAUUCAGACGCCAACAACUCCGUGCCGGGUACAGAAACAGUGGAGGUGCAUUCAAUGGAGAUUGCAGGGAUGAAUGGGAACAUUAGUGCUGAUGAGUAUGCUGAGGAUGCAGGAGCCGCUAGAAACGAACCAGCAGAGCGGCAGCCUGAAGGAGGAGUGUCCGACAAUGGAGUUGGAGCCGAGCACGAAGAUGCAGUCCACGAAGGCGCAGAGAAUAACGAGAGCGCAGGGGAUAACGAAGGCGUACAGGACAUAUCCGUGAUUACCGAAGCGGAUAGCGGCGUCCAAGAGAAUAUUGGCGAGCAGGGCGAGAGCGAAGGCAAUAACGGGGAUAACGCCAUUCGAGAGAGUGUCAAUGGGAAUAAUGAGGAGCAGAUCAACCAUGAUGUCGACGGUGUCCAGGAACACGUCGUUGAGGCCAACGCCGCCCAAAACAAUAAUGAGGACAACACCGACCGAGAGAACAUCAACCAACACGACGGGGAGCAAGGCAAUAACGAGAACGGCGAUGAAGGUGGCGGCAACCAGGAGAACAAUAAUAACGGCGACGUCAAUGAUAACGGUAACAACAAUAACGGCGACAACGGCGACAACGGCGGUCAGGAGGAUGGCGAAGGGGACAAUGCACAACAAGCGCCAGCGGAACCUCCAUUUGAUCCAACGCAUCGCGCCGUGGCCUUUGUUAAGGCGCAUCGAGCUUUGUUUAACCCAAGUCGCAUUCCCGAGGGAUCGAGCCAGCUCAAGAACCAAGGCUCCUGUCGAAAGCAGCCUCCAUGUGGAUACGGUCUUUUAGACAUCAGGCCGCCAUACCGAUGGAUCAACCCUGGCUCCAGCGAUGCGCUAACCUUCGACAAGAGGUACAUUGCCCUUCUGGAGGCUAUGAAGUCUCCAGCCAACAUCGACUUUUGCAACUGGAUGUCUUUCGCGACUUUAUUGGAGAGCAUACCUGUGGAUGGCAUUACGCGCCUGGGGCAGUUCUGGAGUGACUUUUCCGAUGUAAGAUGGGAUCAAGGAAAGUUCUUGCAGCGCUGCCGGAGCCUGGAGCGAUUCAAUUCAUCUCUGCGUGGCCCCACAGUAUUUGCAUGGGCAGUGAAAGAACAGAAGGACCAUGCGACCUACAAGGCUCUUCUUCAAAACGGGGUUGCCUGCUCUGUCGUUAGUCUUGCCGAGGGUAAGAGUCAUGGCGGACACUUUGGUGCCGGUCCGGAUCCAGUUCCUCUCCGCAGGAUCACGCUCGAUAAGGGAAACGAUCUCUUUGUUGCGCCUGUUCUAAAGGACAUUUGCCUGGCAUUUAAAAACACACUUGAGUACAUCACCGUCCGACUCCGCUCUGCAGAGGGCGAUAUUCCUCUUGGAAUCGUUUUCAAUAUGCCACACCUGACUACAUUGGAUGUAUGCAUCAACCCUACUGCUCUUUUUACCGUCGGCGCAACGUUCCUGAAAUCCUGCCCUUCCCUCAAAAUCCUCAGGCUGGUGGAUAGUUCCACCAGGGAACCUGAUAUGACGGGACGUCUUCAAGAUCCAUGGCAACUUCCUAAUCUGCAGUCGCUCACACUCAUUGGCAGCAUUUGCGACGUCUUCAACUACGGGACAUUCAUGCACACUCCCGAGGUUCGCACUAUUCGACUGGAGAAAUCGUUCAGCGAUUUUGGCGUGCGCAAGGUCAAUGAGGAGUACCAAGAAUAUCUCUCGCAACCCUCUUGGUCAUGGAACUGGAGCUUGCCAAAUCUUCGUCUGAUGGUACUGAGAGGUGAGCCAGCACAUCUCUUCCGACCAUGUGUACUCCUUGGGGCACCUAAGCUGCAAAAGCUCCAUCUGGACCUAGGAGCAGUUCCAAGGACAGUCAGCAGAGCUCGAGAUUUCGUGUCAAGCCAAGAAGGUUUCUGCUCACCUGUUCGAUCGUUGGUUCUCAAGGGCCGUUGGAUCAUGAUAGAAACGGCGGAUUUGUUUUGUCAGUUUAUGGAGGCGUGGUUCAAGGACCUUCAUUACCUAAGGGUUAACGCUUCAGAGUUCUCCAGCCACAAGGCGAUUGUUGAUGGUUUGCGCGGUAUGAAGGAUUUGCGCAAAGCGUACUUCCGUCGUCAUCCAAUCUCGUACUAUACGGCAUGGGAGCUCGGACUAGAGGAGGUCGCGCUCAAGUGCUCGAGAGAGUGGGACUUCAAACGUCGUCUUGAAGUUUCGAUGAUGGAAGCACGAGAACGACGAAUCGCGGAUCGUGAGCAGCAGCGGAAAUGGGAGACAGAGGAGUUGGAGGAAACAAAGAGCCAAGAGCAAGAAGAGCUAGAGUUUAUGGCCAUGGCGUUCUCGUUUAUGGAGUAUGGUCAGGAAGGGGUGCCUGCUGCCAAGGACAGGGCUCGCUGCGAGACAACGGAUAGUGCAUGUGCGAUUGAUCAGGAACAUGAGGAAGCGGCAGAGCGGCAGCGACGCAAGGAAGAGGAAGAAGCCUUGGAGGAACAAGAGUGGGAGCGAGAAAGCCUGAAGCAGUUGCAGAGGAGCGUCUACAUGUUUAAGGGCAAGCGAUACCAUUCCGCCACACAACCGCGUAGAACAUAGAUCUGCUGCGAUAAUAAAACUUGUAUAUAUGUAUGUAUUCGUUGCUUAAGAGUCUAGUUCUUAUUUUUUAGAUUCGGGAUCAACUUUCGGGCUA
Molecule: messenger RNA, 3665 nt
Organism: Gamsiella multidivaricata
Lineage: Eukaryota; Fungi; Mortierellomycota; Mortierellomycetes; Mortierellales; Mortierellaceae
Exons: 3
Coding region: 149-3571 (1140 amino acids)
Source: RefSeq, a predicted model, not a curated record